Symphalangus syndactylus (siamang) is the source of this 1693-nucleotide messenger RNA. It is a transcript of the gene CTBS, whose product is annotated as chitobiase. Gene Ontology annotation, biological process: oligosaccharide catabolic process; chitin catabolic process. Lineage: Eukaryota; Metazoa; Chordata; Mammalia; Primates; Hylobatidae. The record is from RefSeq and is a predicted model, not a curated record. Gene Ontology annotation, molecular function: chitinase activity; chitin binding.
CCCCGCCCCUUCCUGCCCCGACGCGCAGCAGGCCCCGCCCACCCAGGCGGUAGGAACCCACUCCCGCCCCUUCGACCGGCUGCCAUGUCCCGGCCGCAGCUUCGACGCUGGGGCCUCCUCUCUAGCCCGCCGCGCGGCGUCCCGGGUCUAGCGCUGCUGGCGCUGCUUGCGCUGCGGCUCGCGGCCGGGACCGACUGCCCAUGCCCGGAGCCUGAGCUUUGCCGCCCGAUUCGCCACCAUCCAGAUUUCGAGGUCUUUGUGUUUGAUGUUGGACAGAAAACUUGGAAAUCUUAUGAUUGGUCACAGAUUACAACUGUGGCAACAUUUGGAAAAUAUGACUCAGAACUUAUGUGCUACGCUCAUUCAAAAGGAGCCAGAGUAGUACUUAAAGGAGAUGUAUCCUUAAAGGAUAUCAUUGAUCCUGCUUUCAGAGCAUCCUGGAUAGCUCAAAAACUUAAUUUGGCCAAGACACAAUAUAUGGAUGGAAUUAAUAUAGAUAUAGAGCAAGAAGUUAAUUGUUUAUCACCUGAAUAUGAUGCAUUAACUGCUUUAGUCAAAGAAACUACAGACUCUUUCCAUCGUGAAAUUGAGGGAUCACAGGUAACCUUUGACGUAGCUUGGUCUCCAAAGAACAUAGACAGAAGAUGCUAUAAUUAUACUGGAAUCGCAGAUGCUUGUGACUUCCUCUUUGUGAUGUCUUAUGAUGAACAAAGUCAGAUCUGGUCAGAAUGUAUUGCAGCAGCCAAUGCUCCCUAUAAUCAGACAUUAACUGGAUAUAAUGACUACAUCAAGAUGAGCAUUAAUCCUAAGAAACUUGUAAUGGGUGUUCCUUGGUAUGGUUAUGAUUAUACCUGCCUGAAUCUGUCUGAGGAUCAUGUUUGUACCAUUGCAAAAGUCCCUUUCCGGGGGGCUCCUUGUAGUGACGCUGCAGGACGUCAGGUGCCCUACAAAACGAUCAUGAAGCAAAUAAAUAGUUCUAUUUCUGGAAACCUAUGGGAUAAAGAUCAACAGUCUCCUUAUUAUAACUAUAAAGAUCCUGCUGGCCACUUUCAUCAAGUAUGGUAUGAUAACCCUCAGAGUAUUUCUUUAAAGGCAACAUAUAUACAAAACUAUGGCUUGCGGGGCAUUGGCAUGUGGAAUGCAAACUGUCUUGACUACUCUGGAGAUGCUGUACCCAAACAGCAAACUGAAGAAAUGUGGGAAGUCUUAAAGCCAAAGCUGUUACAGAGAUGAACAUCUUUUGUCAAACCAUUAAGAUUUAGAAAAAUGAUCUGUAUAAACAUCUGGUUUCUUGCAUUUUUGUUAUGUUGCUAUAUACUUUUCUUAUUGGUAUACUAAAAAAAAAAGAAUAAAUAAAUGUUUUGAUUGUUUGAACUUGAAAAAUACACAUGAAUGUCCUCAGUAUCCAGGAACAUAAAGACAAGAAGCAAGUCAACUUACCUAUUAAAUAUUCCUCUAUUAGAUGUUUCAACACUAUAAUUUAAUUGGGAAAAAUUGCUUUCAGAAUUUUAUUAUGCCAUAUUUCCCUUCAUUAUAGUAAAAUAUAUGCUUACGAAUCAAUGCUGAUUUUUAAAAUAUGUAUAAUCUGAAGUGGAAAUUGUUUGCUUAGAGUUUUUAAAAACCUAGUCUUUGAAAAGCAGUUUGUGCUAUACUUUUCCCGCAACCCUUCAAUAAAUGUUAAAUUUAAAACCUA